UUCGGUUCGACUACACCACAUCACGCAGUGGCGAGCCUUAUAAAAGCUCUGCAGCCGGCGUUCACCUCAGCACUUCCAUCAACAUGAGGGCGACAGUGGCAGCUCUCCUCCUGUGUCUUGCGGUAUCAGCAUGCCGCAGCCAAGAGACUCCACCAGGCCCUCCUGGACCAACUGAAGGGCCACAACCAACUGGUCCACCUGGCCCACCAACUGGAGGACCUGACCCAACAGGCCAACCCACUGGAGGCCCUGAACCAACUGGACCACCUGGCCCACCAACUGGAGGACCUGACCCAACAGGUCAACCCACUGGAGGCCCUGAACCAACUGGACCACCUGGCCCACCAACUGGAGGACCUGACCCAACAGGCCAACCCACUGGAGGCCCUGAACCAACUGGACCACCUGGCCCACCAACUGGAGGACCUGACCCAACAGGUCAACCCACUGGAGGCCCUGAACCAACUGGACCACCUGGCCCACCAACUGGAGGACCUGACCCAACAGGCCAACCUACUGGAGGCCCUGAACCAACUGGACCACCUGGCCCACCAACUGGAGGACCUGACCCAACAGGCCAACCUACUGGAGGUCCUGAACCAACUGGAGGGCCGCAGCCAACUGGAGAACCUCAACCUACUGGUGGACCUCAACCUACUGGCCCACCAGCGCCGCCAUCUGGUGUACCUGGUCGUUUUUGGCGUGGAGUGUUCUGAAGAUUCUGCAUCAGUACAACUCUGAAACAUCAAAAGAUUUCAUCCACAGCAUUUGGAAAUAACUGAAUCACAGCUUAUUGAUGGAAAUGUUCUCGUAAUCUCAUUGUAAAUUUAUUUCUCAUUAAACUAGCAAUGAAAAAUCUC
Molecule: messenger RNA, 860 nt
Organism: Schistocerca nitens (vagrant locust)
Lineage: Eukaryota; Metazoa; Arthropoda; Insecta; Orthoptera; Acrididae
Product: proline-rich protein 2-like
Exons: 4
Coding region: 84-716 (210 amino acids)
Source: RefSeq, a predicted model, not a curated record